CUGUGUAGGCGCGCCAUCCACGCCCUGGCUUGGGUGCCGCCGAACUGUCGCUGGGAUGAGCGCAACCCGCCGCGCUUCUCCAUGUCGCUGAACGUGCUGUUUGCGUUUGCGGGCGGCUUCACUGUUGCCAAUCUCUACUACAAUCAUCCCAUCUUGAACGUGCUAGCGCGCGACUUUAAUGUCAACUACGAGCAAGUCUCGCAGAUCCCGACGGUCAUGCAGGCCGGCUACGCAGCGGGGCUGCUGUUCUUGUGUCCGCUGGCCGACAUGGUCAAGCGGAGGGUGUUUGUGACGAGUCUAAUGUUCUUUACGGCGGCGAUGUGGGUCGGCCUCUGCGUGACGAACUCCCUCGCCGUCUUCACAGCCAUCUCCUUCAUCACGGCCAUCACAACCGUAACGCCGCAGCUCAUGCUGCCUCUGGUCGGGGAGCUCGCGCCGCCCAACCGCAAAGGCAUCUGCCUCUCGAUCGUAACCUCUGGUCUGAUGCUCGGCCUCCUCGUCGCGCGCGUCAUCUCGGGCACCAUCACCAACUACGUCUCCUGGCGAUACGUGUACUGGCUAGCCCUAGGGCUACAAUCAACCGUAACGCUACUCGUCUGGCUCUUCAUGCCCGACUACCCGCGCAGCAACCCGGCAGGCGCAAUCAGCUACCCACGCCUGCUAUGGAGCAUCAUCGCGCUGCUGGGCCAGCACCCCGUCCUCGUGCAAAGCUGCCUCAUCUCCUUCUGCAGCGCCGCGUGCUUCACCAGCUUCUGGACGACGCUGACAUUCCUGCUCGCCGACCCACCCUACAGCUACCCGCCGCUGGUCAUCGGCCUCUUCGCCCUCAUCGGCAUCGGCGCCAUGCUCGCCGGCCCCGUCUACGCCCGCCUCGUCACCGACCGCCACGUGCCCUGGUUCAGCGUCGUCGUGGGCGAGGCCAUCGCCCUCGUCGGCAUCGUCGUCGGCACGUACGCUGGGAUGCACACGCUCGCGGCGCCCGUCCUGCAGGCCUUCCUCCUGGACUGGGGGUUUCAGUCCGCGCAGACGGCCAACAGGGCCGCCAUCUACGCCAUUGCGCCCCGCGCCCGCAAUCGCGUCAACACGGCGUUUAUGGUCAUUACCUUCUGUGGCCAGCUGCUGGGCACCGCGGCCGGGAACCAUAUCUUUGCGAGGGCGGGGUGGGUGGGCAGCGGGAGCGCGAGCGUCGGCUUCGUGGCUUUGGCGCUGCUGCUGUGUUUUGUGCGGGGGCCGUGGGAGAAGGGCUGGGUGGGGUGGCGCGGCGGGUGGGGCAUU
Aplosporella prunicola CBS 121167 is the source of this 1275-nucleotide messenger RNA. RefSeq lists its product as uncharacterized. NCBI's taxonomy places the organism in Eukaryota, Fungi, Ascomycota, Dothideomycetes, Botryosphaeriales, Aplosporellaceae. Gene Ontology annotation, molecular function: transmembrane transporter activity. The transcript is spliced from 3 exons. The record is from RefSeq and is a predicted model, not a curated record. The annotation marks the transcript as partial. Gene Ontology annotation, biological process: transmembrane transport.